Pimephales promelas (fathead minnow) is the source of this 3011-nucleotide messenger RNA. NCBI's taxonomy places the organism in Eukaryota, Metazoa, Chordata, Actinopteri, Cypriniformes, Leuciscidae. The record is from RefSeq and is a predicted model, not a curated record.
UUUUGAACGCAACGAUUGCGCAGUGAUUGUAGAGGCAGUUUGUUUUGCUUUUCAUCCAUUAGCUUUUAGAUCACUACAGAUUGAUAAGUAAUAAGUUAAUUUGCGCAAUAAAUACAAGAAGCAAUGGUAAACCAUUAUUAGACCGAUAUAAUCAUAAUAAAUACAUAUUCGCUGCAUGUACUGAAGGUGAACGGUGAAUUUUGAAGGUUUUAUCGAAAAUAACGUUACAUCACGCAUGGCUAGACAGGGAGUAUCAAGACCAAAGGUGGUCUCAUCAGGCAGACUGACGGGAUCCGGACGGGGACAAAUACACAAAAAACGUUUUGCUGGAAGAUGUGUGCCUCCUCUUGAAGCAGCGUAUUCUUUAUAUUCUACAGACUCUGAAGAUCAGGUGACAACAAUACACAAGGGACUGGACCGAUGUGCUGCUUUACUCAAUGGAAUACUACAAGCCGAACAAGCAGAAUCAAAGCCCAAACAACAGGGAACAAAAACCUGCACCUUCAAAUCCAAACCCAAGAAUUUAUCAAGAAAAAUUGAGACUGACAAGAAAAAGCAUGGGAAGAAGACAAACACGGCAAUACAUGUGAAGAAAAGGGCAGCGGCAGUGCAGAAGACGAUUUUGUCCUCCAGUUGUCACCCGAGUUCAGCAGGGCAGCCGAGUUGUCAUGGUGAUCAGAACCCUGUGGUCAGACGGGCACAAGGGUCACAGGAUCAACCGUCAGCACUGACCCGUUUAACUCAAACAGAACAUGCCCAGCAAGACUCACUUCCACUGGUCUACUCUCAGCCUGCUGCUAGCUGUGAUCCGCAGACUUCUGGUCAGGUUCACACAUCCACUGUAUUUAACUGUCGGCUGACUACGUCCACUCCUGCAUUGAGCCCUCAGAGACCUGGAUCAGCUCACAGUGAACCUUGUACUUCAAAGUGUGUACUGAGCAGUGGUGGCUCAUCUGGGGAGUUUCAUCAGUCGAGGGCCAUGAGUGCUGCCAUCCCCUCCAGCCCUUAUGCUUCUGAAGAAACAUCUGCCACUCCAAAUCAGUAUGCGGCUUCUUUCUCAAUGCCACCUGCAGUCCAACGACAGUCUCCAUUUACUGUAUCUCCUGUCCAAAAUGGAUCCUGCACGUCAUUAGGGCACAGCCCUGUCUGCAGUGGUCCUCAGGUUAAAUUGACAUCAUCCACUGGGUCCUUGACGCCCAACCAGCUGUGGGUCAGCCAGACUCAGCCUGAACCAAAUGGACCAGUACAGGAGAUCUGCUCUGAGGAGAGUGCAGAGGAUGAAGAUGAAAAAGAUGGGAUGGACAAUACACCUGUCAGAGAUAUCAGCUGUCAGACCAGCUGUGAGAAAUUAACAGUUCUGAAUCACAAAGUCAAACCCACGAGUCCAGAGAAAACCGCACAGAGAGUGGUGACUGUUAAAUAUCUGCUGGGAGAGCUGAAGACUUUAGUUGCUAAUCAGGACAGCGAUGCUAUGCGCCUGAUCUCUGAGGUGGAGCAGAGUAUCUCACUACUUCCUGUCAUGGUGGGCAGCACCAACAUUCAGGCUGAGAUUGCGCUUGCUAUACAGCCACUCAGGAGUGAGAAUGUACAGCUUCGAAGGCGUUUGCGAAUACUCAAUCAGCAGUUAUCAGAGCGUGAGAGAGCAGAGCGGCGAGCCAGACCGGAGGCGUGUGACAUGGAGGCUAAGUGGCAUGGCCUUUGUGUUCAUUGGCAUGGUUGUGUUACAGUGGUUACGUUGCAGUCUCUUAACUUCGCUCUUCAAACUCAGUUAAAUGAGAGCCGUAAAGAGCUUGAUGAUCUACGACAGGAGAACAUGAGACUUCAGAAAGCCAAGGAGGACAAAGAGUCGUGCGAGUUUGAGAACAGUCGGCUAAGGCUGGAGAUGAAUGAAGCAUUAGCUGAAAUGCAGAGCUGCCAGAGUAAACUCAAAGAGUAUGAGAUUGAGAAGACUGUACUGUCUCUGAGUCUCCAGCAGAGAGAGGCAGAGAUCAGCAGGCUGCAGGACGUCAUCAGAAAUCUGGAGAGAAGUCAAACAAAAGACAAAUAUUCUCCUCAGCCGGACGUGUGCCAACCAAACUCUCAGCUUACCAAGAGUGUUUUGGAAUUGCAUGAAAGUGCACAGAGAGAGUCCACUGUGUCAGAUCAACUUUCAAACUCUGUGAAGAGCUACCUUCAGACCCUGGAGGAGAUCGGACAGGGCUCUCCUCUCCAACGAGUUCACUGUAAGUCCCAGACAUUACAACCAGCCUCCCCUGGUCAGAUUAAUGGCGGAAAAGACAACUUUAUGCCAUCAGAUUCCAAAGUCUACUUACCAACGAAUAGGGAUAUACACAAACCAACCCUGGAAACCAUAUCUGAGAAGAGUCCUCAGUCAGAAGAGCAGAAAAGAACAGUGUUUGCUCCUUUAAAAGAGACUCUGGUGCAACUUCCCUCAGGAGCUGCUCAUGGUAAACCGCUAACUCAGUGUAAUGAACUGAUAACAGCCAAGAACCAAAGGGAAGAUGUGGAUGCGCAUGUAGGGCUGAAACAUAUGGGGCGUGCUUUUGAAAAGCUGGACAUCUCUGAUGGGGUCAACAUUCAGGAUGCGAAGAAUGAUGGCAGAGAUUUCCUUUCAGAUCAUCAGGGUGUGGCCUUACAGUUAAUUCAGAAAAUGAAGGGCCUGAACAAUCAAUCGGUGCAAUCUCUGCGUGCCCGCAGAGAUUACUUUGGACGCCCUUCAGUGAUUGAGAACACCUUUUCCUCUUGUGAUAUUAAAUCUUUAGCCUCUGAUUGGAGCAUAAACUCCUGGUCCACGUUUAACACACAGGAUGAACUGAAUUUUAGGGAUGGGCUUGCAGCACUAGACGCCAGCAUUGAAAGUCUGCAGAACACCCUGAGAGUUGAUCGAAACAAAUAAUAUAGUAUUUCAAUGUGUGCUGAGUUUGUUGUUUUUAAUUUGAUUACAUGUAAUUAAUGGAUAUUUUUACAUGUCUCUUUAUUUUUAUUAAAUUAUCAUGUGAAAAAUCAGUGAA